Messenger RNA from Lineus longissimus, 1842 nucleotides. Its product is annotated as motor neuron and pancreas homeobox 1-like. Lineage: Eukaryota; Metazoa; Nemertea; Pilidiophora; Heteronemertea; Lineidae. Bases 486 to 1511 code for a protein of 341 amino acids. Gene Ontology annotation, cellular component: nucleus. Gene Ontology annotation, biological process: regulation of DNA-templated transcription; central nervous system development; neuron projection morphogenesis. The record is from RefSeq and is a predicted model, not a curated record. Gene Ontology annotation, molecular function: sequence-specific double-stranded DNA binding; DNA-binding transcription factor activity, RNA polymerase II-specific. The transcript is spliced from 3 exons.
UUUUUGGUCAUUACAUGCGAACGCCGGACGUGAUAUUUGUGAUAAGAGACUAGAUCGGUAUUUUUAUAACUCUAUUUGGUGUUAUCAAAGCACGAGUUACCUGCCCGCUAUAAGUUGGGUGACAGUUUGAGGACACUGAUAGGACACUACUAUCAAUUCGGCCUCCGUGCCUGAGCGCAGUUUCGAGGAGUUUUUAUGGCCAGUGUUAUAUAGUAAAGAGAGAUUCCGGACAAGACAAGGCCGCGACGGGCUUAUUACAGCACAACACAAGCCUAAAACUCUUUCGGAGAUAGAGGAUAAAUCUUCAUAAGGCCGGACUUUUUUGCUGUUGGAAUUUUCCUUGGAAUUUUCGUCUUCAGAAUGGCGUAGAAGAGGAUUGUUUGGAUACGGAAUUAGGGAACUCCUGGUUCUGAACUUGUUAAAAUUUCGUUAUUUCUCACUGCCACAUCAUCUGGGUGCUAGAUUUCUUAUCACUAACUUUGAAUAUGGAGUCCUCGAAAUCUUUUAGCAUCGACGCGUUACUUUCUCGAGAUACGAGUAAGCCAAAGUCCCCUCCGUGUAUAGACAGGACUAGCCCCCGGCGGACCUCACCGAGUCCGCGACCCUCAAGCCCAGCGGACAGCAGGGACUCGGACCGCUCGACACCCUCACCAAACCACGGACUUAACCCUGCCUCACAUUUUGUUCCAAGGCCCGGACUUCUCAAUCACUCUCCACUCACGUCGGGGCAUCUAGUCGCAGGGCUGUAUCCCGGUAGUCAUCCCCUGUAUUCAUAUAACGGAAGCCCCCUCGGACAUGGACCGCAUUCCCCGACUUUUCCGUUGAUUGGGGGCAGCGCCUUCCAUAACCCCACGGAGCAGGCCUUGAAGGCGGCCCAGGCCCAGGGUAUGCCCUUGGAGUGGCUAGCAAGGACGGGACUGUUUAUGCCAAGGAUGAUGGAUUAUCCAGGACAAGGCCAGCACAACCUCCUUGGGAAGACGAGACGGCCACGGACAGCAUUCACUAGUCAACAGUUGCUGGAACUUGAGCGACAGUUUAAGAUGAACAAGUACUUGUCUCGGCCUAAGAGAUUCGAGGUGGCAACGUCAUUGAUGCUUACAGAAACACAGGUUAAAAUAUGGUUUCAGAACCGUCGGAUGAAGUGGAAACGCAGUAAGAAAGCAGUGGCAGAAGCCAAGUCAAAACACUCCUCAGAACGACAACAAGCAAAGGAGAAAGAUAAACAAAAUAAGGAGGGCGCUGAGGGUAACAGAGGUCAAGGUCACGGUUCACAAAGCGGAAGUGAAAAUAUAAACGGACAUGCGCUUAAGCUGGACACUAAAGAUAUAAACGAUGUACACAUAGAUGUCGUGGAUUCUGGGAAUGUUUUAAAACCUGAUACGAAUAUCAUGAACAAUAAGGUGCCAUUUGCGAAUGGGGCAUUCUUAGACAAUACAGCUUUUGGGCCUGAGCAGUUACCACGUGACUUUAGUUUUCAUGGUAGCCAUCAGAGGCCGCAUGUGACUGUGUGAAAGUUGCAAUGAGACUUUAAAUGGUGUACACUAGUCUUGAAGCGGAUGUUUUCGCAAGAACGGAUUGGAUUUGAUGGAGGUAGUCAUUGCCACUCAAGAACUCUUUAGCCACAGACUAUGACUAUGACCACAGUAAUCUCAUCAUUAUGAAACCAUUGCAUUAUUAAGCCUGCAACCAGGCAUUCAUGAACCAUUUUGGUCAUCAAAACUCUUGGACUUCUCAAUUACCAGCGGACUCUCUAAAGAAAUUGUCUUUAUAUAUAAAAUUAAAGUAUUGUAUCCAGAUUGUAAUGGACAGUCAUGUUGUUCAUGUCAACGUGGAAAUAUAUCG